Eublepharis macularius is the source of this 2376-nucleotide messenger RNA. Its product is annotated as protocadherin alpha-5-like. Gene Ontology annotation, cellular component: plasma membrane. Bases 1 to 2376 code for a protein of 791 amino acids. Gene Ontology annotation, biological process: homophilic cell-cell adhesion. NCBI's taxonomy places the organism in Eukaryota, Metazoa, Chordata, Lepidosauria, Squamata, Eublepharidae. The record is from RefSeq and is a predicted model, not a curated record. Gene Ontology annotation, molecular function: calcium ion binding. The transcript has a single exon.
AUGGUUAUUCCAAGAAGAGGCUCUUUUGUGAGGAGGCAGCUGCUGCUGGUUCUAUUUCAUGCCGCCUGGGAAAUGGGGAGUGGCCAGCUCCAUUAUUCUGUGCCAGAAGAAUCCCAGCACGGCACCUUUGUGGGCCGCAUCGCGCAGGAUCUGGGACUGGAGGUGAGUGAGCUGGUGCCUCGGAUGUUCCGGAUAGAAUCCCAAGGCCAUGGGAACUAUUUUGAGGUAAAUCUCCAGAAUGGGAUUUUGUUUGUUAAUUCCCGGAUAGACAGGGAAGAAUUAUGUGUCAAGAAUGCUGACUGUGCCAUUCACCUGGAAGUGAUUGUGGAUAAACCCCUGAGGAUCUUCCACGCUGAGGUGGAAAUUAAGGAUAUAAAUGACAAUCCUCCCAUAUUUUCAGCAGGUAAACAAACUCUAAAUGUUGCAGAAUCAAUGCUUCCUGGUGCACAUUUCCCUCUGCAGGCAGCCUCUGAUGCAGACAUUGGUUCAAAUGCUCAGCUGAAGUACAAGCUCAAUUCCACAGAAUUUUUUGUUGUUGAAGAAAAGAUCAAUGACCAGCACAGUAUAUCAUUGGUACUUGUUUUAAUCAAACCUCUGGACAGAGAGAAAAUAGCUGUGCAUCAUUUAUUGCUUACAGCUGCGGAUGGAGGUCAACCACAACUCACAGGCAUGGUCCAUCUUGACAUCACGGUGAUGGAUGCAAAUGAUAAUGCGCCAGUGUUUGACCAGUCUGUUUACAAGGUAAAAUUAUUUGAACAUGUAGCAGAUGGGACACUGGUUAUUCGUUCAAAUGCAACAGACUUAGAUGAGGGAAUAAAUAAGGAAAUCGUUUACUCCUUCAGUAAUAAUGCUCCUUCCAAUAUAUUUACUAUUGAUUCGGAUACAGGUGAGAUAAAAGUGAAAGGAAAGGUGGAUUUUGAAGAGAAUAGUGUUUAUAAUGUUGAAAUAGAGGCAAAAGAUAAAGGAAGCCCACCUUUAUCUGGACACUGCACUAUCCUGAUUGAAAUUUUAGAUUUAAACGACAAUGCCCCCGAGAUAUUGUUGAAGUCCAUGGUGGUGCCACUGCCAGAGGACUCCCCUCUGGGGACAGUGUUGGCCUUGAUCAGCAUCUCGGACAGGGAUUCUGGGGCCAAUGGGCAAGUGAGCUGCUCCCUAUGGCCCCCUGGGCUACCAUUCAAGCUUGUUUCCACUUUCAAGAAUUACCACUCACUGGUGCUGGCUGAGCCUCUGGAUCGAGAACAGAUAGCAGAGUUUGGACUGGUGGUGAUAGCUCAGGACCAAGGGCUUCCAUCAUUGUCAGCAAGUAGCAGCUUGGUUCUGCCCAUUAGUGAUGUGAAUGACAAUGCACCUACUUUCUCCCAGCCCUCCUACACAGUCUUUGUGAAAGAGAACAACCCUCCCGGGGCUCACAUCUUCACAGUGUCUGCCUCAGACCCAGAUAUGGCUGAGAACGCCUUGGUCAGCUACUGGCUGGAUGAGAAGCUCUGGCCGCUGUCGAGCUACAUCUCGGUGCACUCGGAGAGUGGGAAGCUGUACGCCCUGCAGCCCUUGGAUUACGAGGAGCUGAAGCUGCUGGAGUUCCAAGUGAGGGCUAAAGAUGCUGGGCUGCCCUCUUUGUGCAGCAAUGUGACUGUGCAGGUUUUUGUGGUGGAUGAGAAUGACAAUGCCCCAUCAGUGAUAGGGCCACAGGUGGGGCCCAUCCCACUGAUGGUCCCUAUCAUGGCGGGGCAAAUAGUGGGCAAAAUCCAUGCCCUGGACGCUGACUCAGGCUACAAUGCAUGGCUGCACUAUGAGCUGCAUGAAUUGACCAGUGGGCCUUGGCAGGUAGGGCGCUACAGUGGUGAGAUCAGCACCACACGUGUCCUGGACGAGGCAGAGGGCAGCAGCAUCUACAGCCUGCUGGUGCUGGUGAAGGACCAUGGCAAACUGCCCCAAUCAGCCACAGCCUCUUUGAGUGUCUCACUGAUGGUGACUUCCCAGAAGAUCCACACUGAUGCCCAUCUUCCUGGGAUGGGAGGUAGUCCUGGAGCACUGGUAGAUAAUGCCAACGUGUAUCUAAUCACUGCAAUAUGUGCAGUGUCUAGCGUGUUCCUGCUGGCAAUCAUAGUAUAUGUGACACUGCGAUGCCAAAGCCAGGCCAAGGAGGCCAUGAUGUAUGGUCCUGGCACAGCCACGCUGGUGUGUGCCAGUGAAGUGGGCAGCUGGUCGUAUUCCAAUCGCCACAGCCACAUCCUGGCAGGGGUGAGUGGGGAGGCGGGUGCCAAAAGCGACCUCAUGUUUUUCAGCCCCAACAUACCCAUCUUUGCAGAGAAUGGAGAACCAAAGAAUGGAGAGGAGCUACUGCCAAGUCCAUCUGGAGAGGUGAGUUCCUCAUGA